Molecule: messenger RNA, 3779 nt
Organism: Ostrea edulis (European flat oyster)
Lineage: Eukaryota; Metazoa; Mollusca; Bivalvia; Ostreida; Ostreidae
Exons: 2
Coding region: 1150-3654 (834 amino acids)
Source: RefSeq, a predicted model, not a curated record
GGGCAGCUUAAACAUUUUAUAUAUGAUUUAUGGUCACAUGUUUAAGUAAUACAGAUUCAAUUUUUCAUAUUUCUUAAUCGAAAUUAUUCAUGUAUAUUCAAUAGCGGAUUUAGGAGGGUAUAUCUAAGGAAAUCAUGGUCUCUUAUUUAGAAAAGCAAUCUUUUUUUAUUCACUCUCAGAGAAAUAGAUUUACAACUUGGAACAAAUUCAAAUGUUAAUCUGGUACGGCGAAAUAUAUUUUUUCAAACAGAACACUAUGCAAUUUUUUUAACACAACACCAAUUUUUAAAAUCAUCUAUAUUAAUGUAUCUGGUAUUGUAUAUGAAAUUUUCAUAUUUUUGCCAAUGCAAAAACCCGACUUUUUUCUAAAAAAAAAAAAAAAAAAAUUAUACAUGUAGUAUAUAAACGUAAUCUCAUAAUUGAAAGGAGUCUCCUUAUUAUAUUCUCCGUGGAAAUGACAUCUGGAGCAUCUCCAAAUUAUUAUCGAUCCCGGCAAACGCAAAUUAUAGAUGCAAUUAACUUAAUAUUUGAAGUGGUACCGCCAUCGCAGUAGUUGUCUUUAAUCUCGCUUAGAUCACUUACCUAGUUUGUUGAGAGUGCUAAUCCCUAUAAUUAUAAUUCCACCUGGUUGAUUAUUUCUAUAACAUAUAGACUAUUAACUUAUUUUUUAAUCAGUAUGGAUAUUUAUAAACAUUAAUCUACAAAUUAAAGAAAAUAAAGACAAUCACCAAUGUAAGUUUAAUAUCUAAGUGCGAAUCGUCCUAGGGCGAAACGUCUCGGGGUGAAUCGUCUUUUGGGGCGAAUCGUCUUAGCACGAAACGUCCUGAGGUGCGAAACGUCCCGUAUUCUUUGGGAGUAUGAGCCCAAUCGGAACACGCUCGGCCUUUUAAUGUCGGUUAGGGAAAUGGCCGAGUUGUUACGAUUGAGUAUGAGCCACGCGAGGAGCUCCGAGUGCACACACCCUUUUUCGCGCUCAAAUAUUCGAAAUGAAAAAAGUAAACAACGAAGUUGAUUUGUCAAGAUGAAGACUUAUGGAGAUAGGAAUGCACUGAACUGAUUGCAAAAGAGACAGGGUCACUCAGAGGUGGUUUCUUAUGACUUGACUGCACUUAAAGUAGCAAUUUGAUAAACUCUGGUGAUGAGAUUCAUAUGAUGUUUGGUAAUGAGGAUAAAAUGCUGCAGCCGGAGACUCCUUUAAGACGAUGCUGCAGUGUUAGUGAUAAAGUCGAUUGGUCAGAUGGCUCCAUUUACCUAUCUUGUAUUAAUGAUGCAGAAAACUGUCAUGAAAAGGACAUGUCCAGCUUCAAUUACCUCAGUAUUGAUUUGAGGAAUGUUAAUCCAGAAAAAAAAGAUAUUCCAACACAAUACGAGAGUGGCAAGGUUGAACAAUUUCAAAAAGAAGCUCAAGACACAACUCAAAGACUUUUCUGUGAUUCAAGUGUAUCAGAUGCAUACACACACACAUGGAACUCAGAUAUUUAUUCACGGCGCAACUACCUGUGUCUAAACACAGAUACCUUUAACCCUUCCACUACAAAUCCGGGCAUCAGUUCCUUGGACAACAUCAUUAGAUUUGUGCAGAAUGGUAUAGCUCACUUUCAGAAUGCCACCAAUGACAAGUGGACUCUGCGGGAGGCAAACUUCUAUGAAAAGACCAUGAUAGACUUGUCUGUGAUAGAAGAGAGAAUAACACAAUUUCAUCAGAGAGGUCAAACCAGUGUGAUGAACUGCAAUACUCAUCUGUUGGACAUUUACAGGUUGAAUGUUGAAAGUCUUUUGUUAAACAUGGAGGCAUUUAUAAGAUGCUCAAGUAGUCUACAAAACUUCAGAAAUAAUGGAAGUAUUGCAUUAUACCCUGAAGAGUUAAUCCAUUCCAUGAAAGAUGUGAUAGAACAAUCUUCCAAGGCUGUCAAUAGUGCCUGGAUGACCUUUCUCCAGUCCACUACAAACCAGACUGAUAGUGUCAUUCAGACUCAGCUAUCAGACUACCCAGUACCCAUGUCCAGUAGUUGUGAAUCCUUUGAUUAUUCAACACAAAAUGAAUCGUAUCCAAUCAACCCGAAUCUGAAAGAAAAUAUGCUCUCUCCAAAUAUAUGUUUGAGGAAAGAACACAGCAACAUAGACCAUCAAACACAGAACCAUGCAGAAGAAAAAAAGUCGUCCCCCUGCACCCCGUGUGGUACGCCUUCACGACAAAAUCAACAUACACUUAUAAAAGAAUGUUAUGUCCCUUUAGAAAAAUGUGACGACAGUUUUUUUCCUGCAAGACCAGAUACUAUUAGAAGUAGAAAAUAUACCAAGCUGUCUGAAAAUGAUACUUUUCACAGGAAACAACAAUCAAAGAAUCAAGAGUUCAUCAGUGUAGCACCAGGGUAUGAGGAUAAACAUAGUGAAAAUAUCACUAAGGAAACUCCGAAAAAAAGUAUAUUUAGAACUCGUACCACCAAAGCAGACGACAGCAGACAGAAGACACUCUUACACACAGGAGAUAAAUGUCAACAUGCAAUGGUGGGUUUUAUUCCGUCGUGCAAACCUCUAGUGACAUCUAUAGACCACAUAACACCUGUUGGAAUAUCAUCCAGGAAAAUUUCACAGAAUUCCAAACUUUGGAAAAAUUCCUCAGAAAAUGGUGCUCAGAUACUCUGUGCAAGCAUAGGAACUCAAACAGCUUCAAAAACCAAACCUUUUUCCACUAACCAUACCUCAGAUCACCACAAAAUCACUGAAAAUGAACAUCAAUACAAAGAUCAUGGUAGUCAUUAUGAUGAAUUAAAAGACAAGAGGACCUCUGUGUCUAUCUGUGAAUCAUCGAACAAACAGAGAAGAGGUGAUUCCAUACUGUCACAGUUAUCACAGAAAAACAAGGGGAGACGAAAUUCAUGCCAAAGAAGGACAAAACUUUUCUCCGAGUUGAACCAUAACACCAACUUGCCAAGUAAGGAGGAUUAUUCAAUCACAACCAAAGAUCAGUCUCUGAUAUCAUUUGUAUCUUCAGUCAAAUCUUACAAGUACAACCCUUCGUCUGUUCAUGUGUCACUCCAAGUGUCUUGUGUCAAAAGAAAUGUAUUAGCUAAUAAGCUCAGAGCAGAGGAGUCUGUCAAACGAUCCCAGAAUAAGAAAGAACAUUGGUUAAAGACUGAAAAUUUAGAUGUGCACAGGAAGUGCAGCCCAAUCCAAAGUUAUAAAAGGAGUUCAACAGAGGAAAGGUGCAGUUUCAUCCCAAUAAAGCGCAUUAAAAAUUAUUUGGAGCAGGAUGCGAUGAAAUUAAAGAAUUCAAACAAUGCUGAAAAAGAUGACAGCAACAGUACUGAGGUGGAGGUAUGGAAUAGAAAGAAUUCAACCCCCGUCAAAAGCAGUAAAUUCCAGUUCGAACCAGUCGAAAAACAUAGUGCUACAUGUUUAAUUAGAGAGAAUUUAAAGAAUGGAAAUGCCCGUGGUCAAACUUUGAAACUGAUAGAAGAUGAAAGCAGGUUCUUCUUGAAUCAACAGGCAGAGCUGACUGCUAAAAUCAAGAGCUUGAAGAAGCAGAAGGCAAACAUUGUGAAAAGUUCUAUGCCGUCUACUGUAAAUUCUACCCAAGACCAAGUGGCUGACAAGGCCAAACUUUCACACAAGUUACCCGACCUAAAUAACAAUUUGUCGCUAUUGAUGUAAUGUAUACAUUUAGAUUUGUUCUAAAUACUUUUAGUGUACUAAUACAGUUGGUACUUGUCUGUAAAUUUGUCAGUUUGUUUUGGGUUCCUGUAAAAUGCGAAACAACGAAACCGACUGAAACGAAA